CAAACUAGGAGGGGCUUGAUACGGUGGAGGCAGGACUGCUACUGCUUACACUGUGAUUGUGUGUACAUCCACUUCAACCCGCAUGCACUAACGAUUGACAGAUUUCAGCUGUAAAACCUGCUGAAAUCCUUGGGCAUUUUAUGCUUCAGCAAUAAGGUGUGUAGGUUGGCGACGCCAAUACACCACCAAUCAAGAUGGUGGCCCUUUCACUGAAGAUCUGUGUCCGCCAGUGCAAUGUGGUGAAGACCAUGCAGUUUGAGCCCUGCACUCCUGUGUAUGAUGCCUGUAGGAUCAUCAGGGAGAGGGUUCCGGAAGCCCAGACUGGCCAAGCCUCUGAUUAUGGCCUGUUUCUCUCUGAUGAUGAUCCCAGAAAAGGAAUCUGGCUGGAGUCUGGGAGAACUCUGGAUUAUUACAUGCUCCGGAACGGGGAUGUCUUGGAGUACAAAAAGAAACAGAGGCCCCAGAAGAUCAAGAUGCUGGAUGGGGCAGUUAAAACUAUCAUGGUGGAUGACUCUAAAACUGUGGGAGAGCUGCUUGUAACCAUAUGCAGUAGAAUAGGAAUCACCAACUACGAGGAGUACUCCCUGAUCCAGGAAGCGGUGGAGGAGAAGAAGGAGGACGGUCAUGGGACUGGCACCCUGAAGAAGGACCGGACUCUGCUCCGAGACGAAAGGAAGAUGGAGAGGCUCAAAGCCAAGCUUCACACUGACGAUGACCUGAACUGGCUGGACCACAGCCGGACCUUCAGAGAGCAAGGGGUGGAGGAGAGCGAGAUGCUGUUGCUCAGACGCAAGUUCUUCUACUCAGAUCAGAAUGUGGACUCACGAGACCCUGUCCAGCUCAACCUCCUCUAUGUACAGGCCAGAGAUGACAUACUGAAUGGCUCCCACCCUGUUUCAUUUGAUAAAGCCUGUGAGUUUGCUGGCAUUCAGGCCCAGAUCCAAUUUGGCCUCCACGUCGAACACAAACACAAGACUGGAUUCCUAGACCUUAAGGAGUUUCUACCCAAAGAGUACAUCAAGCAGAGAGGUUCAGAGAAGAAAAUAUUUGUGGAUCACAAAACCUGUGGAGAAAUGACAGAGAUUGAGUCCAAAGUAAAUUAUGUGAAACUAGCGAGGUCCCUUCCGACAUAUGGGGUCUCCUUCUUCCUGGUGAAGGAAAAGAUGAAAAGCAAGAAUAAGCUGGUCCCACGGUUACUGGGGAUAACCAAAGAGUCGGUGAUGCGGGUUGAAGAGAAGACUAAAGACGUGGUUCAGGAAUGGCCCCUAACCACGGUGAAGAGAUGGGCUGCUUCUCCGAAGAGCUUCACCCUGGAUUUUGGGGAGUACCAGGAAAGUUACUACUCUGUUCAGACCACAGAGGGGGAACAGAUCUCUCAGCUGAUUGCAGGAUACAUCGACAUCAUUCUCAAAAAGAAGCAGAGUAAGGAUCAUUUUGGUUUGGAAGGAGAUGAAGAGUCCACCAUGCUGGAGGAAUCUGUCUCUCCAAAGAAGUCGACCAUCCUGCAGCAGCAGUUUAACAGGGUGGGUCGUGUGGAGCAUGGCUCGGUGGCACUGCCAGGUAUCAUCCGCUCCGGGUCCAUUGGUGGCCCUGACAACACCUUCAACAUGGGCACCAUGCCCGCUGCCCAGCAGCAGAUCACCACAGGGCAGAUGCACAGAGGACAUAUGCCCCCGCUGAGCUUGGCCCAGCAGGCCCUGAUGGGGACCAUUAACACCAGUAUGCAGGCAGUGCAGCAGGCCCAGGCUGAUCUGGGGGAGGUAGAUAACCUGCCUCCUCUUGGACAGGACAUGGCGUCCAGAGUUUGGGUUCAAAACAAAGUGGAUGAGUCCAAACAUGAAAUCCACUCUCAAGUCGAUGCCAUAACUGCCGGAACCGCAUCUGUGGUCAAUCUUACUGCAGGUGACCCUACAAAUACAGACUACACAGCGGUUGGCUGUGCCAUCACCACCAUCUCCUCCAACCUGACAGAGAUGUCUAGGGGGGUGAAGCUGCUGGCAGCGCUGGUGGAGGACCAGGUGGGCAGUGGGCAGAACCUGAUGGGAGCUGCCAGGACCCUGACAGGGGCCGUCUCUGACCUGCUCAGGUCUGUGGAGCCUCCAGCUGGAGAGCCCAGACAGACGGUGCUGACUGCAGCAGGAAGUAUAGGCCAGGCCAGCGGAGACCUGCUGCAUCAUAUGGGGGAGGGCGAGACCGACGAGAGGUUCCAGGACAUUCUAAUGAGCCUGGCCAAAGCGGUGGCCAACGCAGCUGCCAUGAUGGUCCUCAAGGCCAAGAAUGUGGCCCAGGUGGCAGAGGACACAGUGUUGCAGAACCGAGUGAUUGCAGCUGCUACUCGGUGUGCCCUUUCCACCUCACAGCUGGUGGCCUGCACCAAGGUGGUGAGCCCCACCAUCAGUUCUCCGGUGUGCCAGGAGCAGCUGGUUGAGGCAGGGAAGCUGGUGGACCGCUCAGUGGAGAGCUGCGUCAAGGCCUGCCUGUCUGCAACAGACGACAGUGAGCACCUGAAGCAGGUAGGUGCCGCGGCCAACACUGUGAGCCAGGCACUCAGUGACCUGCUGCAGCACGUACGCCACUAUGCCAGCUGUGGUGAGCCCAUCGGACGUUACGACCAGGCCACAGACACCAUCAUGACCGUCACCGAGAGCAUCUUCACCUCCAUGGGAGACGCAGGGGAGAUGGUGCGUCAGGCCAGGGUGCUGGCUCAGGCCACUUCUGACCUGGUCAAUGCCAUGAGGUCAGAUGCUGAGGCCGAGGUGGACGUGGACAACUCAAAGAAGCUCCUGGCUGCAGCCAAACUCCUGGCUGAUGCCACAGCCAGGAUGGUAGAUGCUGCUAAGGGAGCUGCAGCUUACCCAGAGAAUGAGGACCAGCAGCAGAGGCUGAGAGAGGCAGCAGAGGGGUUACGUGUUGCCACUAACGCUGCAGCUCAGAAUGCGAUCAAGAAGAAGCUGGUCAACAGGCUGGAGAUUGCUGCUAAGCAGGCUGCGGCUGCUGCUACUCAGACCAUCGCAGCUGCCCAGAAUGCUGCUGUGUCCAAUAAGAACACUGCCUCUCAUCAACAACUAGGACACAGCUGCAAGGCAGUGGCAGACCACAUCCCUCAGCUGGUCCAGGGGAUGAGGAGUAGUCAGGCUCAGCCAGAGGAACUCAGUGCCCAACUAGCCCUGAUAAUGGCCAGCCAGAGCUUCCUACAGCCUGGCAGUAAGAUGGUGACGUCUGCAAAGUCAACUGUCCCCACAGUGAUGGACCAGGCUGCAGCGAUGCAACUUGGCCAAUGUGCCAAGAACCUGGCUACCUGCCUAGCUGAGCUACGGACAGCCACCCAAAAGGCCCAUGAAGCCUGUGGUCCUCUGGAGAUAGACUCUGCUCUCAGUGCUGUCCAAACUCUCAGGAGUGAGCUUCAAGAUGCCAGGAUGGCUGCGCACGAUGGGCAGCUCAAACCACUUCCUGGGGAAUCGCUAGAGAAGUGUGCCCAGGACCUGGGUAGUACCUCCAAGGCUGUUGGCUCCUCUAUGGCCCAGCUGCUGACCUGUGCUGCACAGGGCAAUGAGCACUACACAGGAGUGGCUGCCAGAGAGACUGCCCAGGCCUUGAGGACACUGGCCCAGGCAGCCAGAGGUGUUGCUGCCAGCACUAAGGAACCCCAGUCUGCGGGGGCCAUGUUGGAUUCUGCCCAGUACGUCAUGGAGGGCUCUGCCAUGCUCAUCCAUGAGGCUCACCAGGCCCUGGUCUCCCCCGGUGACGCAGAGAGUCAGCAAAGGCUAGCACAGGUGGCCAAGGCAGUGUCCCACUCUCUGAAUAACUGUGUGAACUGCCUGCCUGGCCAGAAGGAUGUGGACAUGGCCCUAAGAAGCAUCGGAGAGGCCAGUAAGAAGCUGCUGGUGGACACUCUCCCCCCCUGCAGUAAGUCCUUCCAGGACGCUCAGAGUGAGCUGAACCAUACUGCUGCAGAGCUCAACCACUCAGCAGGAGAUGUGGUCCAUUCCUCCCGGGGUACCAGCAGCCAACUGGCCGUGGCUUCUGGGAAAUUCAGUGAGGACUUUGAUGAGUUCCUGGACGCCGGCGUUGAGAUGGCUGGACACACUCAAUCCCAAGAGGACCAAAUCACAGUGAUUGGCAACCUGAAGAACAUCUCCAUGGCCUCCAGCAAGCUCCUUCUGGCCGCCAAGUCUCUGUCAGUGGAUCCUGGAGCAGCUAACGCCAAGAACCUGUUAGCUGCAGCAGCAAGAGCGGUGACAGAGAGCAUUAAUCAGCUCAUCACACUGUGUACCCAGCAGGCACCGGGCCAGAAGGAGUGUGACAACGCUCUGAGAGAACUGGAGGCUGUGAGAGGAUUGCUGGACAACCCCAGUGAGCCUGUCAGUGAGCUCUCCUACUUUGACUGCAUUGAGAGUGUCAUGGAGAACUCAAAGGUUCUUGGAGAGUCCAUGGCGGGGAUUUCUCAGCACUGUAAGACGGGCAAUGUGCCAGCGUUUGGCGAUUGUGUGGGAGUGGCAUCCAAGGCCCUGUGUGGGUUGACGGAGGCGGCUGGACAGGCCUCCUACCUAGUGGGUGUGUCCGAUCCAAACAGCCAAUCUGGUCAAGAGGGUCUGGUGGAUCCGAUCCAGUUUGCCCGGGCCAACCAGGCUAUUCAGAUGGCCUGUCAAAACCUGGUGGACCCAGCCAACAGCCCCUCUCAGGUUCUGUCCGCAGCGACGAUUGUAGCCAAGCAUACCUCAGCUCUUUGCAAUGCCUGCCGCCUGGCCUCGUCCAAGACAUCCAACCCUGUGGCCAGGAGACACUUUGUUCAGUCAGCCAAAGAGGUUGCAAACACCACGGCCAACCUUGUGAAAACUAUAAAGGCCUUGGAUGGGGAUUUCUCAGAGGAGAACAGAAACAGGUGCCAUGUUGCUACAACUCCACUUAUCGAGGCUGUAGAGAAUCUAUCCACAUUUUCCUCCAACCCGGAGUUUGCUAGUAUCCCUGCACGGAUCAGCAAUGAGGGCUCUGUAGCCCAGGAGCCCAUCAUGCGUUCAGCCUGCUCCAUGCUGGACAGCUCCACCCUGCUCCUGGAGACUGCCCGCUCGCUCAUCAUCAACCCCAAAGACCCGCCCACCUGGUCCAUCCUGGCUGGGCACUCCCGCACCGUCUCUGACUCCAUCAAGAGCCUCAUCACCUCCAUCAGGGACAAGGCACCAGGGCAGAGAGAGUGUGACUUCUCCAUUGAUAACAUCAACAAGUGUAUCCGGGACAUCGAGCAGGCUUCUCUAGCUGCUGUGGGCCAGAGCCUACAGGGAUGUAGGGAUGACAUAUCUUUGGAAGCUUUGCAGGAGCAGCUGACAUCGUCGGUGCAGGAGAUUGGACAUCUCAUCGAUCCUAUCAAUACUGCAGCCAGGGGUGAAGCUGCCCAGCUGGGACACAAGGUGACCCAGCUGGCCAGCUACUUUGAGCCCCUUAUUGUGGCGUCUGUUGGCCUGGCCUCUAAGAUCGUGGACCAGCAGCAGCAGAUGAACAUCCUGGACCAAACUAAGACCCUGUCAGAGUCCGCCCUGCAGAUGCUUUAUGCAGCCAAGGAGGGAGGUGGAAACCCUAAGGCGGCCCACACCCACGACGCCAUAUCAGAGGCUGCCCAGCUGAUGAAGGAGGCUGUGGACGACAUCAUGGUGACUCUGAACGAGGCGGCCAGUGAGGGCGGCAUGGUGGGAGGCAUGGUGGAGGCUAUCGCUGAGGCCAUGGGCAGGUUGGAUGAGGGCACUCCCCCUGAACCAGAAGGAUCCUUUGUGGAUUACCAGACCACCAUGGUGAAAUACUCCAAGGCCAUCGCCAUCACAACUCAGGAGAUGAUGACUAAGUCUGUGACAUGUCCAGAGGAGCUGGGUGGCCUGGCCUCGCAGGUGACUGUAGACUACAGCCAGUUAGCCCACCAAGGUCACCUGGCAGCUGCCACCGCAGAACCAAAAGAGGUGGGCUUCCAGAUCAAGACGCGGGUCCAGGAGCUGGGCCAUGGAUGUAUCUACCUGGUUCAGAAGGCUGGAGCCCUGCAAAUGAGCCCCACUGACAGCUUCUCCAAGAGGGAGCUCAUUGAGUGUGCCCGUGCCGUCACUGAGAAGGUUGCCAGGGUGCUGUCUGCACUGCAGGCAGGUAACAAAGGUACUCAGGCCUGCAUCACAGCAGCUAGUGCUGUGUCUGGCAUCAUCGCGGACCUCGACACCACCAUCAUGUUCGCCUCGGCCGGAACACUCAACCCUGAGAACGAAGAGACCUUCGCUGACCACAGGGAGAGCAUUCUGAAGACAGCCAAGGCUCUGGUGGAGGACACUAAGCUGCUGGUGUCUGGGGCAGCAUCCAGUCAGGACAGACUGGCCCAGGCUGCCCAGUCCUCAGUCAAGACCAUCACCAUGCUCACUGACGUGGUCAAAAUUGGAGCCACCAGCAUGGGCUCUGACGACCCAGAGACUCAGGUGGUCCUCAUUAAUGCGGUGAGAGACGUGGCCAAGGCUCUAGCUGAGCUCAUCAGCGCUACCAAGUGUGCUUCAGGCAAGCCAGCUGAUGACCCGUCCAUGUAUCAGCUGAAGAGUGCUGCCAAGGUGAUGGUUACCAACGUGACGUCCCUGCUGAAGACUGUGAAGGCUGUGGAGGAUGAGGCUACUCGCGGGACGAGAGCCCUGGAGGCCACAAUUGAGUGCAUCAAACAGGAGUUGACAGUGUUCCAGUCCAAGGACGUCCCCGAAAAGUCGACCACACCGGAAGAGUUCAUCCGCAUGACAAAGGGCAUCACCACGGCAACGGCCAAGGCUGUGGCAGCAGGAAACUCUGCCCAGCAGGAGCACGUCAUCGCCACGGCCAACCUGAGCCGCAAAGCCAUCUCUGAUAUGCUGACCACCUGCAAGCAAGCGGCCUGUCAUCCAGAGGUGAAUGAGGAGGUGAGGAAUAAAGCCCUGCUCUACGGGUCAGAGUGCACCACUGGAUACAUCCACCUGCUGGAGCAAGUACUUCUGGUGCUCCAGAAGCCCACAGCGGAACAGAGGCAGCAGCUGGCGGUACACUCCAAGUGCGUGGCGGGGUGUGUGACAGAGCUCAUCCAGACGGCUGAGGCCAUGAAGGAUGGAGGGUCAGAAUGGGUGGACCCUGAGGACCCCACUGUCAUCGCUGAGAUUGAGCUGCUGGGAGCGGCAGCCUCCAUCGAAGCCGCAGCCAAGAAACUGGAGCAUCUGAAACCCAGAGCCAAGCCCAAGCAAGCAGAUGAGACGCUGGACUUUGAGGAGCAGAUCCUGGAGGCAGCUAAAUCCAUUGCUGCAGCCACCAGUGCCCUGGUGAAGUCUGCUUCUGUUGCCCAGAGAGAGUUGGUGGCACAGGGCAAGGUAGGAUCCAUUCUUGCCAAUGCUGUGGAUGAUGGCCAGUGGUCUCAGGGUCUCAUAUCUGCUGCUCGGAUGGUGGCGGCAGCUACUAGUAACCUGUGUGAGGCAGCCAAUGCCUCUGUGCAGGGCCACUCCAGUGAGGAGAAGCUCAUCUCUUCAGCCAAGCAGGUGGCAGCCUCCACAGCUCAGCUCCUAGUGGCCUGUAAGGUCAAAGCUCAACCGGACUCCGAGGCCAUGAGGAGACUGCAGGCUGCUGGGAACGCGGUCAAGCGGGCAUCAGACAACCUGGUGAAGGCGGCUCAGAAAGCUGCCUUUGAUAAAGCUGAUGACCACAGGGUGGUGGUCAAGACCAAGUUCGUGGGUGGCAUUGCUCAGAUCAUUGCAGCCCAGGAGGAGAUGCUGAGGAAGGAGAGAGAGCUGGAGGAGGCCAGGAAGAAGCUAGCUCAGAUCAGACAGCAGCAGUACAAGUUCCUGCCCACUGAGCUAAGGGAGGACCAGAGCUGAUUGGUCAAGAGCAAAGUAGAUGGACAUCUGAUUGGAACCUAUUGUUACACAGAGAUGUAGCUUACUCCAGCGAUUUGCUGUUUCUCUCACACACGGGUAGAGUGUAUAACGUAUUUGGGCCAGGACUGUUUCAUGAGUGGAACUAGUGUGUGUGUGUGCGUGUGCGUUUCACAGAGGAUGAUAUUGACAUUAUGACAUAAGGACCAGCUGGCUACAGCUGUGCUUUAUUAGCAGGGUUAGGACCUGCAAUCUAAAAGUUGAGACAGAUGCCCUAAUUGAUUUUAUGGUAGGAUACUCAAUAAGGACAUCACAGUUAAAUGAACAUUACUGGAUCCAAUAAUGGUAAAUACUAUGAAUACUUUAAAACCUGUAAAAGCUCAUAAAAAGGGAUAGCUCCUUCUCCAACUGGCACAGGGAUCCAUAGCUUCAGUUCCUCACACAACAUAUUAGUGUUGAUCUACUGUAGGUAUUGCAGUACUCUGAUGCAUCAUUUGAAUCAUUAGCCUGCAUGCACCAUUAUGACUUGACAGGUCUGGUAUCUUAAUUUGAUCACUCUGUUGCAGAGAAUUUUCCUACGCAGUAAGAAAUGCAAAGUGUAGUGCAUUCAAGGUUUAAAAAGGCUUCUAAAUGUUGUAAUUUCACUUAAAAUGUUAGACUUGAUUUGCCCUAAUGAAUAAUGUAUCAAUCAACCCCCACAAAAAUGCCCUUUAAUUAUAAUCCACAUAAUAAUUAAAAUGUCCUGUUGCUACAGGAUUAUUUUCCUGCUGUGAGAAGCAGGGUCAAAUUAAGAUCUGUACAUAUCAAUAAAGCCACUAACCAAUAGUUUAGCUUAGGAUUGGGCAUUUGUAAUAUGUUAGUAUAUGAAUGUGAUCUUUGGAAUUGCUGUUGAAUAAUUAAACGUUUGGAUUUUAUGUACUAUAUUUCAUGUAAUAGAACUUCAGCUUCACACCAAAUUCGUAGUGUCAGUGAGUGGGUUUGAGCGGAUAGUAAAGCCAACAGCAGACACUAGUUCAUCUCUUACAGCAUCGUAAUACCUUUUUAAAGUAAUACUUCUCUAAGUAAUAAUUCUCCCUGGUGUGUCAGUAGGGAGAUCCCUGCCUCGGCUCCCAUGUUUGGACAUUUGGCUGUCACUCAGCAGGGAGCAGUCACGGCAGAGGGCUGUUAAUGGGUUAAAUCUCAAAGUCUAUGUGCAAUCUUUUUGUCAGACUGGUAUUCUCUCCCCCAAGCCCUCAAACACUCUUUUUGGUUUUCCUGCUGCCUGCAGGAGGAGGCUCUGUUUACAUUCUUUCUCAUAUUUGUUCUCUCUUUCUUGCCUUUGUGUUUUAAUUCCAGUCUAAUUGACAGUAGCCAGAGUUUGGUUGGGAGUUCCACCACGCACGCAACAGUAAAGCUAUGCUCUGUCUGUCCGUUGCCUGUUCAGCUGGUGGUGUUUGGUUUAUACUCAGAUUCCAUUGAGGUUGGGAGGUGAGCUUGUCCUCAUGUUCAUGUUCUUAUUGUUCCUCUAACCAUAGCAACACAUUACCACUCAUUAUACUGUGUCAGACUAACAAGAGAGCAGCAUUGAUUGGAAUUGUGUAUGCAACUGUGUAUGCAGCUGUGUAUGGCUUUUCCCCUCUUAAACAUGUAGGAAACUGUAGGAUGUGGUGUAGAAUGGCACUGAGAUGGCUGGUAUAACCUUAUGCACUGAGGAGAGCAAGCAAUGCCUUCCAUGUCCAAACCAUUCAGGAUUACUACUAACGCUCCUGUCAAAUGUAUUAGUGAUGAAACCACAUACAGUACAGUCCUGACUAGGGCCGGGACGAUACCAGUAUUGCAAUACUCGUUACUAUCGUGUAAAGGAAACAAAACACAAAGCGGAUUUAACUUGUUUAGAAAAACAGCCCUAAUGUUGGAAUGAAACAUCAUUAUGUUGUCAUCCAUAGUCACAUGUAUAUAUUUUCCAAGCUAUAGCAGGCUCUUAAAGGACCAAAGAGUUUGGUCUGCUUCGUGUUUUUCAUUUUUGUAAUGGAGAAAAAUAUUGCGAUACUGGUAUCAUCCUGGCCCUAGCCCUGAGUAGGAAAAUAGUUCAUUUAUGUUAUUCCAGUAUUGGUGUAGUAUAAGGUCAUUAGUAUUGUAUCCACUCCAGCAGCUCGGUCCCUCAUUGUCAGUCUGUGGUCUGCAUUGUGUACCAGUGCCUUAAUUGAAAUCGCGCUGUAACAGCAUCUAAAGGCUUGUUCUUCUGGAUAAGAACAUGUAUCCCGUCUAACCCAAACUCUCUCUGGGCCAUUAACUAUCACCUAGUCCCAUGCCAUAACACAAUGUAUUGCCUUGGCUGGUAGCCCAUCUGCCUGCCGUAAACCAUGCUGGUAUAUAAAGUGUAUCCAUGGAUAAGUUUUAGGUUUUAGACUAUAUACAGAAAUGAAUACACACUACACUGCAUUCCAUGAGCAUGUGGCAAGUUGUUAUUGAACUCUUAAAGAUGAGAACUUGCUCUGCCUUGAAAAUCAUUCAACAUACACAUAAUCCUUAUAAAUAGGACUAAAUAACAUCCUUGUUUCAUUGUUAAACCACUAGAAAUUAAGUCUUUAUCGAUAAAUCUAACGACUAUCCUGAGAUAAGGUAUAUUGUCUAAGCAAUUUGUCUAUAAGCAUUAACUGGAAUAGGAAAAACGACUAGCUGUUAUUCAAAUGUAGGUGUUGUGCUUUCUUUAACAAACUGAAUUAAUUUCAACAGUUUAACUGAUGCUGUAUGUCUAAUAUUUAUCUUGUCACAAAAGUAUUUUUUGUAUUCACCGAAAAAUAAAUAAUUUGAAACAAACAUGG
Molecule: messenger RNA, 10645 nt
Organism: Oncorhynchus gorbuscha (pink salmon)
Lineage: Eukaryota; Metazoa; Chordata; Actinopteri; Salmoniformes; Salmonidae
Product: talin-2-like
Exons: 58
Coding region: 195-7844 (2549 amino acids)
Biological process (GO): cell-cell adhesion
Cellular component (GO): cytoskeleton; plasma membrane; focal adhesion
Molecular function (GO): integrin binding; actin filament binding; structural constituent of cytoskeleton
Source: RefSeq, a predicted model, not a curated record